GUGGCUUAUUUUUUGCGUUUGUGUCUGCUCAUGUGUAAACCGCAGCGAUGAGAUUCAUCUGCGUAUUUGUUGUUUUUCAGCCCAUCCAUCAUAUUAUUGAGAUGUUUUGAUUGAUAACUGUUAAUACGGUUCAUCGAUGAUCGUGAAAUGGACAGUUCUUCAGCGCAAAGCACAGAGAAGGACAGACUGCUGACCUCUGUCACGGGCUACGGGUCCAGUGACCUCAACGGUAGCCCACCGACCCUUGAUGUGUCGGGGUCACAUCAACAGGAGGAAGAGGAGGCCCUGAGGAGGAAGCUGAAGUAUUUCUUCAUGAGUCCAUGCGAUAAAUAUCACGCCAAAGGCCGCAAACCCUUCAAGCUUGUCCUUCAGCUGCUGAAGAUCGUCAUGGUUACCGUACAGCUGGUGAUGUUUGGUCUCAGUAAUCAGAUGGUGGUCGCUUUUAAAGAAGACAACACCGACGCCUUCAAGCAUCUGUUCCUGAAAGACUAUGUGGAUGGUUCCGAGGAACCGUUGUGUGUCCACACGCAGAAAGCCGUUCGUGAGCACAUUGAUUUCGCUCUCGAGCAGUAUCUGGCUCUACCACAGACAUCAGUAGGCAGGUACGCGUAUGUUCCAGGUGUGGGCUUAAACGGCAGCGCCCUCUAUCUGUGCCAGCGGUACUACAGGAGAGGCAGCAUUGACCCAGUCAAUGACACGUUUGACAUUGACCCUAGUGUCAUCACAGAUUGUUUUGGAGUGAAUCCACCUCUAGACGUCUCAUCUCCACAGCAAAAUGACUACAAGAACAUCACCCUCAAAUUCCAAAAAUUGAUUAAUGUUACCAUACAGUUUCGGCUAAAGGCAAUAAACAUUCAGACAAUCAUCAACAAUGAGAUUCCAGACUGUUACACCUUCUCCAUCACGAUUCUGUUUGAUAAUAAGGCUCACAGUGGUAAAAUUAAGCUCAGUUUGCUGAAUGAAGCAUCAAUUAAAGAGUGCCGCGACCCCAAUGUGUCCGGACACGCGGACAGCUAUGCUCGCGUGGGGUUUGAUCUGCUGGUGGCGGUGGUCUGUGGUCUGUCUCUGGUGUUGUGUGGACGCUCCAUCCUCCGAGGAAUCAUCCUGCAAAAUGAGUUUGUGCGAUAUUUCAGACGGUCUCUGGGACGGUCGGUGUGUUGGGGUGACCGUAUGGAGUUUAUUAAUGGCUGGUAUCUGCUCCUCAUCAUCAGUGAUGUGCUCACCAUCAUCGCUUCCUUCAUUAAAAUCGCCAUAGAAACCAAGAAUCUGUCGUCCUAUGAUGUUUGCAGUAUAUUAAUGGGAACCUCUACGCUGCUGGUGUGGGUGGGUGUGAUACGAUACUUCAGCUUCUUUCAGAAAUAUAACAUUCUCAUUGUGACUCUACGAGCUGCGUUUCCAAACGUGAUCAGAUUCUGCUGCUGUGCUGCAGCUAUUUACAUGGGCUACUGCUUCUGCGGCUGGAUCGUCCUGGGACCUUACCAUGCUAAAUUCCGCUCUCUCUCUACAGUGUCCGCGUGUUUGUUUUCUCUGAUAAACGGUGACGAUAUGUUUGCAACGUUCUCUGUGGUGGAGCAAAGUGGGACGCUGGUGUGGGUCUUCAGUCAGGUUUAUCUCUACACCUUCAUCUCUCUCUUCAUCUACAUGGUUCUGUCGCUCUUCAUUGCUCUCAUCACUGGAGCCUACGAUACCAUCACACAACAAACCCAAGACACACCUCAGGUGUCUGAAGUGCACCGAUUCAUCGCUGAAUGUACAGACACGCCAAACUCUGGAAACUUUCGCAGCCCGGAGACAUCAACAUGUUCUCUCUUCUGCUGCUUCAACUAGUGUGUGUGUGUCUGAAAUGUGUCGUUCUGUAUUUCAUUGUUUGUUUCUUUAAAGGGAAGAGCUGAUUUAUCGGCUUAUAUGUCUUCAGCUGACAUGACGGAGCUCUCAGCAUUCAGAGCUUUUUAAGUUUAAAGGUAAAUCAACUCAUGUUUGCACUAGAGCAGCUGAGCUCAUCUGCUCCCUCUACAGGCUGGGAGGAGUAACGGCACACAAUCAUCACAAACAUGUAUUUCAUACACUUGAGUGAAUCCACACAUGUUCACGUCACAAGGAAUGACAUUUUAUUUAGAAAACCAUGAACAUUCACUGAGAGAGUGAAGCCGUUUUCAGUCCCUGUUGCAGGCUUCAGUAGAGUUUUGUCUGUUGAUUUUGGGGCGAAGAUGAGCUGGACCUGUUUUGUGCAGGUUAAGGCUGGAAUACACUAGUCUACAAAACAGAUUUUUAAAAAACUAGACAUCAUACACUUGCAGACUUUUUGAACGUUUGCAUAGAAAACAAUACAUGAUCAAAUCUGCAGAAAAACUCCAGACUGAAAAUCUCAGCAAAAGUCUUGUAGUGUAUUCCAGCCUUUAGUGAGAUUGAUCAGUUUGUUUUUGAUUUUGUGUGUUUAACGUUUGUUUUAGCCGUUAGCUGCUGAUUUUGCACGCAGGAUAUUUCCGUUUUAUUGGCAGAGGAGUGUCAGAUGAUAAACGACAGGAGAGAGAUGAUAAAUGCCACGUUCAAACUAGACACGCACAAUAUGUACCGUCAGUUUCUAUUGUUUUACGUUCUGUUCUUUGUUUGAUCUCUCUCUGUGCUGCUGUGUGUGUUAAAGGCACCACAGCCUGCAGGCUGUUUUUAACUUUAAUAUUAAUGGGAGGGGGCUGAGUUUACUCCUUUAAAGCUUCACACACAAACACAGUUUUUUUAACAGUGUGUUUUCUCUCUACAUUGACACUCAGCUCAGUUCAUGAGAGAAUUCCUGGCGACAGAUCCGAGCAAUCUUUGUGUUUUUUCUCUGAACACCAGACUGAUUUAUUCUCUUCUUGAAUGUCAUAAUGGGGUUUGGAAGCAUUGCUUACACAGAAGGGACCAGACAUCAGAUGAACAAGUGAAAGAAGCAUAAGCUCAGAGUGUCAUAAUAAUAUUCAGAUUAUUAUUGUCUUGUUUAAACCGAUGAUCAGCCUAUUUAAGUGCGCGCGCGUACGAUGAAACUGUCUAUAACUGUAGAAGUCUGAUCAAGUCAUUCUCUCUCUUAUGAUUAAAAGUCUCAGUUCUUUAUGUUUAACAAAGGGAAUUUUUUAACUAAACAAAUUUGUUUUAAAGUUAUUUAUUUCAAGUGUCUGCUGUUUAACUUUGAAUAUGGUUGAUUAUUCAGACAGCUGUUGUAAUGCAAAGAUCUUCAUAAAUACAUACACGUUUUAACAUUCAUUCUUCCAAUUUGUUUAAAUUCACAAAUAAAAUCUAUCUGUGAAUG
This is a messenger RNA of Triplophysa rosa, 3283 nucleotides long. It is a transcript of the gene mcoln1b, whose product is annotated as mucolipin TRP cation channel 1b. The record is from RefSeq and is a predicted model, not a curated record. The coding region runs from base 148 to 1827 and encodes 559 amino acids. Gene Ontology annotation, molecular function: NAADP-sensitive calcium-release channel activity. Lineage: Eukaryota; Metazoa; Chordata; Actinopteri; Cypriniformes; Nemacheilidae. The transcript is spliced from 13 exons. Gene Ontology annotation, cellular component: plasma membrane; lysosomal membrane.